GCGCGCGUGUCAUACGGCGCGUGCAUGUGUUGUUAGCGUACGGGCGCGCGUGUGCGUGUUUGGCGCGCGGUAGUGCGUCGCGAUCGCCCGCGUAGCACGACAAAACCGCACGGGAAUAAUUAUCGUGUUCGCGAGCGGGUAUUGCGUCGCGCGGGACGUGGCAGCACUGCGCGCUCCCGAACCACAUUGUACGGUCGGGCGAGCGGCGUACGCGACCAGUUAUUAAACAUUUCGACGCCGAACGCGCAGGAACGCCGCCGAGUCGCGUACCGUUCCGUGCACAACGACCACCACCACCACCACCUCCACUACCACCGCCCGGCACUCGUGCCCUCCGAACGGCUCUCGCCUGCAGCACCAGACGCGGAGUCACGCACGCACUCCGCUCGCCGGACAUCGUACGCACGCACAAGCACGCGACUAAGAUGGCCGCCGUGUGAACGUCGCCGCUGCGAUCACCGCCGACAACGUCGCACAAGCGCGCAGCCUCAUUCAUGUUGUUUAUAAUGGCUACCAAAACUGAAGUUGAAAAUGAAGAAGUUGAAAAUCCACUCGAAAAUCAAAAUCUGAAUACAGUUUGCAAAACAUUACAGUUUUCUGAUACUAAUAUAAAACUAAAUUCAUCAAGAAAAAGAUGUGUUAGCACAUCAAUUAUUAUAAGCUCUUCGCCAAAGAAAAAGAAAAAAGAUGGUCAAAAUGUUAUACCACCUAAAAAGUUUUUACUUGGUGGCAACAUUUCUGAUCCGCUCAAUUUAAAUAGUCUACAAAAUGAAGAUAUCAAUAAGGCAAUGAAUAAAACUCCAAAAUCAUCUCCUUUACAUUCAAACACAAUCAACAUCAAAAAAGACCAUGUGAAUGUUAUUAUUCCUCGAAAUUUAUCUGAUCCAUUAGAACUUGGUACCUGCGAUGAUGUCAAAGCAGUUAUUUGUCCUGAAUUAGAUUCAUUGAAAGAAAAAACUCCGCAAAAAUUGAUUACUAAAAAAGUAAUAGCAAAAUCAUUAUCUGAUUCUGGUUUACUCACUGAAAACACUCAAGAAAAUAAUAGUUUAUCGGAAUUAAUUGAUAAUAAAGAAAAGACAGUAGAAGAUAUUAUUUCAUCACCAUCAAAGAAAAAAGCCAAAAUUGAAAUGUAUGAAAAAAAUAUUUGUAAAGAUGAAGAUAACAAUAUACUUAGUACUGUUAUUGAAAUAAUAGAGAAAAUCAAAGAAGUAUUAGAGAAUGAAGUUCAGAUUAAACCAAUAGAUUCAUGUUUUAUUCCAAUUCCUAAAAGUCCUGUUAAACAGUUCAACAAACCAUGCAAAAUUCCGUUAUUGCCUGAAAAAAAUAUGAAAGACAUUAUGGAAAAAGAAGAGCUGCGCGAACCAAUUAAACCCAAAAGAAAUGUAGUAAACCCAGUUGUUCCUCAGACCACAUUAACAGAAAAAAAAUGCAAACCUCAGCAUAUUGUUGCUAUAUCAACUAAACCAAAACAAAAAAUAAAUAAAAAUGAGCCCAAGUUUAAAGAAAAAAAUUCUUUGUUUAAAUAUGGAAAUUACAACAGAUAUUACGGUUAUCGUAAUCCUGAUGAUGAAGAUCAUAGACUAAAAGUACUAGCUGAACGUAUGGAUUUAUUCUACGGAAAGGAUGUAUUAGACAUUGGCUGCAAUAUCGGUCAUGUUACAUUCAGCGUCGCCAGAGAUUUUGGUGCAAAGUCAGUAGUCGGGAUGGACAUUGAUCGUAAAUUAAUAAAUAUUGCGCGUAAAAAUGUACAAUAUUAUAUCAAUGACACAACGCAGUCUUCCUCUCAUCUUUCACCAAAUUACCAAUUUAAUGAUUAUGCUUCACGUAGUCAUAAUGAUGUUAACUGUGAUACAACCCAAUCAUUUCCUAUAUCUUUACCUAUGUUGUACGGUCCUAUCAAUUUACCUGGUAUGACGAUAUUUGGAAGAUUUCCCUUCAAUGUUUCUUUUGUGCAGGGAAAUUAUGUAUUAGAAUCUGAUGUCAUGCUCUCGAUGGAAGUGUGUAAGUUUGACGUUAUUCUUUGUCUGAGUAUUACCAAAUGGCUGCACUUGAAUUGGGGUGAUGAAGGAUUGAAACGAGCAUUCAAACGUAUGUAUGCACAAUUGCGACCUGGUGGAAUACUUGUAGUAGAACCACAACCAUGGAAAUCUUAUGGCCGGAGGAAAACAUUAACAGAAACCAUCUGGCGAAACUACAAGAACAUUGAACUAAAACCUCCGAUGUUUACUGAGUAUUUGUUAAACGAAGUGGGUUUUGCCAACUGUGAGACUCUUCCUAUGCCCCAAAACUUGUCAAAAGGAUUUCAGCGUCCGCUCAAACUGUACAGAAAACCUAACACUACUAUUCUUAGAAACGUGCCAAAGUGCACAGAUGUUCAACCUAAUGAAACACAAUCAAGAUCAUGAGUGUAGUAUUGAGUACUUCUAAUUGUUUGUAUUAAUAAGUUAUUGUUAUAUAUGAUAUUGUUAUGAAUAACAUUGUUGAAUUUAACUGGACCAUUUGUAUAUUUUAAUUACCAAAUCGUUAUUAAAUAUUUUUUUCUCUUUUCAAGAUAUUAUAAAAUAGUACAAAUUCUA
This is a messenger RNA of Sipha flava (yellow sugarcane aphid), 2576 nucleotides long. Its product is annotated as 7SK snRNA methylphosphate capping enzyme-like. Lineage: Eukaryota; Metazoa; Arthropoda; Insecta; Hemiptera; Aphididae. The coding region runs from base 495 to 2405 and encodes 636 amino acids. The transcript has 7 exons. The record is from RefSeq and is a predicted model, not a curated record. Gene Ontology annotation, molecular function: snRNA binding; O-methyltransferase activity; RNA methyltransferase activity. Gene Ontology annotation, biological process: snRNA modification.